AUGGCUCCACCUUCUGGCGAAGUCGAGGUUGAGAGCAUUUCUCCAUAUGGAAUUGUUCGCACCACCGUCGACGAAAAACCACUUUCAGAUGAAGAAAUCAAGAAAUUCGAUGCUUACUUCCGCGCUUGUAUGUAUCUAUGCCUGGGCAUGCUUUACCUUCGAGAAAAUGCUUUACUCAAGGAACCACUCAAGAAAGAACAUCUCAAAGCUCGACUUUUGGGACAUUGGGGUUCCGAUGCUGGUCAAGCUUUCACUUAUCUUCAUAUGAACCGACUUAUCAAGAAGUAUGACUUGAAUGCAUUGUUUAUCUCUGGUCCAGGUCAUGGAGCUCCUGCUGUCCUUUCAAAUGCUUAUCUGGAGGGUACUUACUCUGAAGUUUACCCUGAUAAGGCAGAAGAUGAGGAGGGUAUGCGAAAGUUCUUCAAGCAAUUCUCUUUCCCGGGUGGAAUUGGUAGUCAUGCGACUCCAGAAACACCAGGUAGUAUUCAUGAGGGAGGAGAGCUUGGAUAUUCCAUUUCACACGCCUUCGGCACCGUCUUUGACAAUCCCGACUUAAUCACCUUGACCAUGGUUGGUGAUGGUGAGGCGGAGACUGGUCCAUUGGCCACAGCAUGGCAUUCAACCAAAUUCCUCAAUCCAAUCACAGAUGGUGCGGUUCUACCAGUUUUGCAUCUCAAUGGUUACAAGAUCAACAACCCUACAAUCCUUGCUCGAAUCAGUCAUAAGGAGUUGGAAGCUUUGUUCGUUGGUUACGGAUGGACACCAUACUUUGUUGAAGGAAGUGAUCUCGAGAGUAUGCAUCAAGCUAUGGCAGGAACUCUCGAGCGUUGUGUGGUCGAAAUCCGCAAGUACCAAAAGGAAGCACGUGAAUCCGGCAAAGCAGUCCGACCACGCUGGCCCAUGAUCGUUCUUCGCAGUCCUAAGGGUUGGACUGGUCCAAGAAAGGUCGACGACAAACUCCUCGAAGGCUUCUGGCGUGCACAUCAAAUUCCACUUCCCAAUGUUGCAAGUAAUCCAGAACAUUUGCAACUUUUGGAGUCUUGGAUGCGCAGCUACAAACCUGAAGAGGUUUUCAACAAGGAGGGUAAAUUACUUCCCGAGUUGAAGGAAUUGGCUCCUGUUGGCAAUGCUCGUAUGAGUGCCAAUCCUGUCGGUAAUGGUGGUAUUCUUAGAAGACCACUCGAUAUGCCCGACUUCCGCAAAUACGCAUUCGAAAAUGUCGAAGCGGGUGUCAGCAAUCUUCCCAGCAUGGCCAACAUGGCAAAGCUUCUACGCGAUGUAGUUGCCAACAACAUGCAUAACUUCCGUCUCUUUGGACCUGAUGAAACCGAAUCGAAUAAACUUGGUGAGGUUUACAAGGCUGGCAAAAAGGUUUGGAUGGGCGAAUACUUCGAAGAAGAUGCUGAUGGCGGAAAUCUUGCUACUGAAGGUCGUGUCAUGGAAAUGCUUAGUGAGCAUACUGUUGAGGGAUGGUUGGAGGGAUAUAUCUUGUCUGGUCGUCACGGUUUACUCAACAGCUAUGAACCGUUCAUUCAUGUUAUCGAUUCCAUGGUCAAUCAACAUUGCAAAUGGAUUGAGAAGUGCAAUGAAGUCGAAUGGCGCGUAAAGAUGGCGUCUCUCAAUAUCCUCUUGACAGCCACCGUUUGGAGACAGGACCACAAUGGUUUCACCCAUCAAGAUCCCGGAUUCCUCGACGUUGUCGCCAAUAAGAGUCCUGAAGUUGUACGAAUCUACCUCCCACCCGAUGGAAAUUGUCUUCUCUCGUGUAUGGACCACUGUCUCCGUAGCACCAACUACGUCAAUGUCAUCGUCGCCGACAAACAAGAUCAUCUUCAAUACCUCAACAUGGAAGAUGCUCUCACUCACUGCGAGAAGGGUCUCGGAAUUUGGGACUGGGCUUCUAAUGACCAAGGUUUCGAACCUGAUGUUGUCAUGGCCACUUGCGGAGAUGUACCCACCCAUGAAUCUCUUGCUGCUACUGCACUUCUUCGAGAACUCAUUCCAGAUUUGAAAAUCCGUUUCGUUAAUGUGGUCGAUCUUUUCAAAUUGAUCCAUCAUGGUGAUCAUCCUCACGGUAUCACGAAUAAAGAUUGGGUAUCGAUUUUUACAGAUAAUAAGCCCAUCAUCUUCAAUUUCCAUUCUUAUCCUUGGCUCGUUCACAGACUUACCUAUAAGCGUCCUGGCCAAAGCAAUAUCCACGUUCAUGGAUACAACGAGAAGGGUAAUAUUGAUACGCCAUUAGAAUUGGCUAUCAGAAAUAAAACCGAUCGAUAUAGUUUGGCGCUGCACGCGGUAGAUAGUAUUGAGAGAUUGGGUAACAAGGGCGCGCAUGUUAGGGAGAAACUUCUAAAUAUGCAGAUUGAGGCGAGAAGAGAGGCGUUUGAGAAUGGAAUUGAUCCAAUUCAUAUUCGGGAGUGGAAGUGGCCUUUUCAAAAGGGUGGCAAGGAUGAGAAGAUGUUGAAGUAA
Molecule: messenger RNA, 2466 nt
Organism: Botrytis deweyae
Lineage: Eukaryota; Fungi; Ascomycota; Leotiomycetes; Helotiales; Sclerotiniaceae
Exons: 2
Coding region: 1-2466 (821 amino acids)
Biological process (GO): carbohydrate metabolic process
Molecular function (GO): aldehyde-lyase activity
Source: RefSeq, a predicted model, not a curated record